CCUCCUCGCUCCCCAGCCCCUUCUCCCCUCCCUUCUUUCCCCUUUCUCCGAGCCUUCGCCAUGGUUUUGCAAGCGAGCGCUUCCCUCCUGGGCGCCUUCCUCCUCCUCUUUUCUUCCCUUCUGCUCCAAACUUCAGCCACGCAAGACCUGCGCCGCCCACCUUCCAGGAUAGGGGUGAUCGGAGCGGGAAUCGGGGGCACUUCUGCUGCCUAUUUCCUGCGCCAGAAGUUCGGCAAAGAUGUCCCCAUCGACGUCUUUGAGCGAGACGAGGUGGGCGGCCGCCUGGCAACCAUCGACUUGGAAGGAAAAGGCUACGAAGCUGGAGGAACCGUCAUCCACCCGCUCAACCUGCACAUGAAGCAUUUUGUUAAGGAACUGGGACUUUCUGUUGUCCAGGGUCAUGGUGGGCUUUUAGGCAUCUACAACGGAGAUGAGUUAGUCUUUGAGGAGAGCGGUUGGACCAUCUGGAACUUCCUGAAACUGCUCUGGCAUUACGGGCUGAAUGCUAUACGGAAGUCCAUGUGGGUGGAGGAGACCCUGGACAAAUUUAUGAGGGUCUACCGCUACCAGGCACAUGACUAUGCCUUCAGCUCCAACGAGGCCUUGCUCCAUGCCCUUGGAGGGGCUGAGCUCAUCCAGAUGUGGAACCAAACCAUCGAAGAGUCUAUGCAGAAGGCCGGCUUUUCUCAGAAGUUCAUCCACGAAAUGGCAACACCCAUCAUGCGGUACAACUAUGGGCAGGGAGUCGGCAUCAACGGAUUUGUGGGCGUGGUGGCCUUCACAGGAGUCGACAAAGGACUCUGGUCUGUGGAAGGAGGCAACAAGAGAGUAUGCGCCGGUCUGAUCCAGGCCUCAAAAGCCCAGCUGAUUCAAGGCACUGUGACUUCCGUGGAGGAAACAACACGGCCCAAAGGACGCUCAGGUGAGACCGUCAAGCUGUACGAAGUCACCUACGAGUCCGCCUCAGGAGUGACAUCCUCUCUCUACGAUAUCGUCCUGAUCGCGGCACCGUUGCACCGUAAAAUGACCAACAUCUCCUUCCGCAACUUCAAGCCGCCCAUUCCCGAAUUCUCCAAGCCUUAUGAACACGUAGUCUCCACGUUCGUCCACGGGAACAUCAACUCUUCUUUGUUUGGCUAUUCGGACCCCUCCCAGUUGCAAUUAAACGACAUUUUCACCACGGAAAACCCCAAGGCGUUCUUCUACAGCAUUAGCAUAGUCCCUGCUGUUAAAGACGCAGAAGCGGGUGCAGCGCCGUCCCCACCAGUUUGGAAAAUAUUUUCUGCCCAGCCGUUGACCAAGAAGCAGCUGAACGUGCUCUUCUCCUCCUACGACUCAGUGGAAUCAAAGGCAUGGCUGGCCUACCCUCAUUACAGCCCCCCCGAGCAGUGCCCGCCCCUCGUUCUCCACAACCGUAUGUACUACGUCAACAGUAUGGAGUGGGUGGCAAGCGCCAUGGAAAUGGGCGCCAUCUCAGCCAAGAAUGCCGCCCUCCUGGCUCACCACCGCUGGUACGAGCGGACAGAGAAGAUCGAUCAAGAGGAUUUGCAUGAGAAACUCAAGACGGAGCUUUAAAGCUUAAUGGGAACUUGGACGGAAAAGACAGAAAACGUCCUAGAACAGCAUUAAUAUUUUGAGCCAAUUUUCCUGCUGCAGCAACACAUUCAAUUUCUAAUUGGAAUAUGUCGUAACAAACAACUUCUUCGAAAGCACUCUAAUCUUUUUCUAAUACGAUGCAAUGCAGCCUUAUUUGCAAAUAAUGUUUCUUCCGGAUGCAGAGACAAAACUAAAAUGUUUGUGCUCAAGUGCCUCUUUAGACAAAACAGUUCUUAAUCCCAUUAACCAACAGAAAGUAUAAAGGAGCUGCAGAAAGAAUUGUGAAUGUGAUUCACUUGAAGCUGAAGACAGUCCUCCCUGACCCUGGUUUUUAGAGACUACUAAACCAGGAGGAUUUUGAAAUGGAAUGAAACAAACUGUGUAUGCCAUACUACUGAUUUAAAAAUUAAAUAUAUAUUUUGCGGA
Messenger RNA from Anolis sagrei ordinatus, 2022 nucleotides. NCBI's taxonomy places the organism in Eukaryota, Metazoa, Chordata, Lepidosauria, Squamata, Anolidae. The record is from RefSeq and is a predicted model, not a curated record.